Molecule: messenger RNA, 1136 nt
Organism: Aspergillus welwitschiae
Lineage: Eukaryota; Fungi; Ascomycota; Eurotiomycetes; Eurotiales; Aspergillaceae
Exons: 1
Coding region: 304-543 (79 amino acids)
Source: RefSeq, a predicted model, not a curated record
GACGGCAGGAGGCUUUUGUAUGUUUUCCCCGGAGGAGGGAAGUAUAACGGUAUCCAAACGGAAAUAGAAUAGAAGCAAAGCAAGAAUAAUGCUCCAAGCCAGAAAAGGAUCAAGUCGAAUCAGAUCCCGUUCAGUUUAGCUUCCCCCAGGGACUCGAUCUAGACGGUAAACUCACUCACUAAGCCAGCCAUGACGGAGAAAGCAGAUCGAUCAUCUUGCAGGACUGACUAGUCGGUGGGCUCUGCUGCCUUCCAUUUUUCCCCCCAUUGCCAGCCUGCGGCGGCCUGCUACAUACUAUGCUACAUGCUAGUUACAUGCUACGAAGCAUCGUCGAUCCAAAAGAAGUCCGCGACACAGACGUCAUGGGGACACCCAGGCAAAAGGGAAAUCGAAUGUCUGGAAUCCUCGUCGAAGCCUCGAACUCGCCCGGGGGUGGUAUCCACCGCCCCUGCCAGGGGCGAAAUUCAAGGACGAAAAGACGAGGCAGCAAACCAGGUGAUUCGUCAUUCUAGUGACACUCUCACGAUGGGGGGGGAUGAGUAAGUGUUUCAAUUGGGUUUGGGGGAUGAUUCUGAUAGGAGAGUUAUGCUGAUAGCCUGAGCCUGAGCCCUGGAGCCUGAAGGAGAAUGUGAGAGAGACAGAAAGAGCCUGGGAGCAACAGGCAGGCAGGCUCCCUCGGCACCGCCCGUCAAGUCAUCAGGCAAUGCUCAGGAGACUGUGGCUGGAGACUUGGACAGACAGGCAGAAUCCUCGCUCCUUUCUCGUCUUGCCUCCCCUUCGGAUUGCCUGGGUGAUGUGGCGGUACGUGGCUGAGGCGGUCAUUCCACCAACUGGCCUUGCCUUUGGGUAACUACUAUACCUUAGUAGCAACUAACUGACUAGUCUAGUUUGUUGUCGACAACUCAACUUUUGCCAGUUGCUGAUGCUGUCCAAAGGUGGAAUCAGUUGCUGGUAAGGCCCAAUACCUUACCGACACGCCUUGAGUCACGGGAAGGCAGCUCCCCCUGGGAAUGUUACCCCCUAAAACCAGGGAUGCGUCCGAUGACUGGCCCAGAGCUGUCACCAUGCUGGUUAUUUACAGCCUUAUACCACCCCCACAGAUCACCUGACAGCCGGCCCAACUAUUAAUAACGAGC